AUGUCCAUGGAUAGGUCGAGAGACGAGGAUUCGUCCGGCUCAGGAGCAUCUACAAUUCGACAUUGGAGAGAACGUGAUCGCGACGAGUCAAGCAAAAGAAGCAUCCGCGAGAGGGAACAUCGCCAGCUCGGCCAGAUCGUCCAGCACAUUGGCCCUGGAACCACACCCACAAACACACCGGAUCAUGGUUCGCCCGCAGAGCCAGUCGUAGAAAAUGACUCCAGCUGGGUGACCGAGACUACUGAGACAGACACCGCAACUGAGACUGAUAGUGACGACUCGGAAGUCCCCAUCCGGGAGCUCUUGUGGAGAAAUGUGGCUCUGAGACCAUACCUUGUUCCCCCGACCCCAAGACGUCCGCAUUCCACGGUUCGUCGAAUCGGUGGGAGGCCCAGAUCCAACCUCAGAUCUGUGUCUUCUGCUCCCACACCCGAGGCCGAAGCUUCUCAGUCUACCACCGGAAGUGGGGAAGCUGGACAGACGGCAGAUCCUGAAACUAGAGCUCCCGAUGCCUCUGCUCAGUCAGCCGAAGUCGAGUCUAUUAUCGAAGACGACGCCCUCGCAGAUGAUUAUGAAAUUGGUCUUUCCACUUCAGAUUCAGCGCCAGACUCUAAUGGGGUUUCCACAGCAUCGACAAAUCCCGUCGAGUUCUUCAACUCGAUCGUAAACAAAAUCAAGAAGCUGGGCAGGGCCCGCGAACGCAGGAAAGAGCUGGAGCGCUCCAACUACUGGGUAUCUCCCUUCAAGAACCUAGACCCGAGUGUCAAACUGGACGACGUUCUGGAAAACUAUGACAAGGUUGACGUUCAGUCUGCGCUCGACCGCCACAAGUUCACCAACGUCAUCAACGACACUCUAUACGAGACCGAGAUGGAACAUUAUCCUGACUACGAAUUCGUAAACGAGGGUAAGGUCAUACUGCCGCCAACACCACCCGACUGGGACUGGCGUGUGUUCCCCAAGGACUUUCACUUCCUGUACAGAGGCCCAACACCACCUCCGCCGCCCCCUCCACCUCCUCCUCCGCCUCCUCCCCGUCCACGGCCUCCACCCCCUAAGCUCAUAUCUUCCCUCAAGAGGUCUCCCGGCGAGGAGGGCACUUCUUCCAAAAAGAAAACUGUUCAUUUCCCCGAGGAGAUCACAAACCGAAUCGUGUGGGUGCCAGAUCCCCACGUCCCCAACCCCGACGCCACAACCGAUUUCACAUGGCAGCUCAGGCGCGCGAAAUCACGCGCCAUGUAUCCCCUCACGCGCUCGUUCCUAAUUCGCAGAAAACCAUUAGAUAACCGCCGCCGAGUUGUCUACCACGGCUACAAGGCCGACAUGAUGUGGAUCGGAAGCUACCUCAGACUGUUCAAGGAGCCUCAGGAGAAGGGAGAGAAGCGCCACUCGGUACUCGCCCUGUACGAGGAGUCUCCGUUCUUUCAAGAGCUCGGCAUGACCACCCCUGUCGCCACCAUGCGCGCCUGCGGCAAGAACAACAAGGACGUGCGGGUCAGCGUCCGUCCUACAUAUUUCCCUGACAAGAAAGCUUGGGUUUACGAGAAGAUCCGCGCGCGCAUCGACCCGCCCACCUACGUCGGCUUCGACCUCCCUUCCUACUGCGGCCGGCACCGCAAACACUGCCGCGCUCACUGGUUCCAGCUGCCGAUUGGACGCGAUACAGAGCCCGUCAAGAUGUCGACGCCGAUGAUGUGGCGCGUCGGCAAGGACCACAAUGAGCUGUAUCGAAACCUGGACGGCCACGAACCCGAGCUGAUUGCCCGCUGGACGAUGGGCGCCAUCACGCUCGACCCGACCAUCGAGUUUUACCAACUGCAGCUGCUGGGCUCUGCUACGACGGGAUGCCUUGGAGAUGAGUUUCUGCGAUUGGCCAUCCUCACUUCGGCCAAGUUCAUGAAGAUCUUUGACUUUGAUGCAGAGCAACAGCGGAAGUAG
Molecule: messenger RNA, 1938 nt
Organism: Pyricularia oryzae 70-15
Lineage: Eukaryota; Fungi; Ascomycota; Sordariomycetes; Magnaporthales; Pyriculariaceae
Exons: 2
Coding region: 1-1938 (645 amino acids)
Source: RefSeq, a predicted model, not a curated record